This is a messenger RNA of Nematostella vectensis (starlet sea anemone), 2443 nucleotides long. Its product is annotated as bystin. The record is from RefSeq and is a predicted model, not a curated record. Bases 99 to 1391 code for a protein of 430 amino acids. The transcript has 13 exons. Lineage: Eukaryota; Metazoa; Cnidaria; Anthozoa; Actiniaria; Edwardsiidae. Gene Ontology annotation, biological process: rRNA processing. Gene Ontology annotation, molecular function: snoRNA binding. Gene Ontology annotation, cellular component: nucleolus; preribosome, small subunit precursor; cytoplasm.
UUAGCAAUGACCGGAACGCCUGAUCAAAAUCUCGUCUUCACGUGUUGCAACAACACAAAGUUAAAAUAUCUAUAACUUGUACUCGCUAUUUCUACAAAAUGGGGAAAGAUAAGAAAGAUCGAAAGCACAAGGGUGGAUUAACUGAGGAUAUACUCGAAAAAAAUGUGACGAAACCUUCCAAGCGAGUGAAACACCGCAGGGAAAGACAAGCCGAUUCUGUUGAAAGUUUUGUAGAGGAAAAACUAUCAAAGAAGAUUUUAGAGCAGGCAAGACAGCAACAGGAUGAAUUGAUGGAAGAAUAUGGCUUCAGGAAAACAGGAGACAGAAAGACUUUGAAAUCUGCCCAAACAACACUUGGGACACCAGACUUGGACAGGAUUGAUGAUGAUGAUGAGGAUGAUUCUGAUGAUGGAGCAUCAAUGACUAGUGAGACCUACUAUGAAAACGUGGAAGUUGAUGAAGAAGAAGAAAAAGCCUUUGAGAUGUUUAUGUCUCAGGAAGCCCCAACAAGAAAAACACUUGCUGAUGUCAUCAUGGAAAAGAUUCAGGACAAGAAAACAGAGAUUGAAAGCCACAUGUCAGAGCAAAGCACUGCUCCCCAAAUGGAUGAAAGGCUUGUCAAAGUCUUCAAAGGAGUUGGAGAGAUCCUAAAGAAGUAUAGAUCUGGAAAGCUUCCCAAGGCAUUCAAGUUUAUUCCCUCUCUUACAAACUGGGAGGAGGUGUUGUUUAUAACUGAGCCUGAUGAAUGGUCAGCGGCUGCCCUGUUUCAAGCAACCAAAAUAUUUGUAUCAAACCUUAAUGCAAAGAUGGCACAAAGGUUUUUUAAUCUUGUUCUGCUACCAAGAAUUCAAGAUGACAUUGCAGAGUACAAAAGGCUUAACUACCAUCUGUACAUGGCUCUCAAAAAGGCGCUAUUCAAGCCAGCUGCAUUUUUCAAGGGAAUCCUUCUUCCUAUGUGUGAGUCUGGUAACUGCUCUCUGCGUGAAGCCAUCAUCAUCAGUAGUGUGUUGGCCAAGACCACUAUCCCUGUGCUUCACUCAAGUGCUGUCAUUUUGAAAAUUGCUGAGAUGAAUUACUCAGGGGCAAAUAGCAUUUUUCUGAGGACAUUGUUUGACAAGAAGUAUGCCUUGCCAUACCGUGUUAUUGAUGCUGCAGUUUAUCAUUUUCUAAGGUUCCUUACUGAUAAGCGUACUCUUCCAGUUCUCUGGCAUCAGUGCUUGUUGACGUUCGUGCAAAGAUAUAAAGAGGAUAUUUCAAGCGAACAGAAGGAGGCUCUGAUGGAGCUUUGCAGAGUCCAUGUCCACGAUAAGAUCACACCUGAAGUUCGCCGUGAACUCGUGCACUCCAAAAGCAGAGACAUGGAAACUGACCAGCCCAUGGAAAGCACGUGAUCCACCGUGAUGUAGCCAUGAAACUCACGAGAUUUGCCAAAACGUGGGCUCUCACGGAAACUGCAAACUGACAUGAAAACUUGCCAUAUCAUGGAGAGCACUUGAUCUAACUAUGUAACGCAUGUGAACUCUUUGUGGAACGCAAGUGAUGUGAUCAUGGAAAGCACUUGAUUCUUUUAAAUCCUGGGAACUUCGUGGUUUGACCCUGAAAGCACAAGAUCCACGAAAGGCUCUUGCUGGCAGCACCGAAAGAUAACACUGUGCUUAACGUAAGCGACAUGUGUAAACCAAACCAAUGUUGAAAUGGAAAUUCGAAUCUCUGUAGAGGUUGAAGAGAGGGCGAGAAGUUAACUUACCUGUUAUGGAUACCCAGGACUAGACCGAAAAAGAAGGUCGAAUUUUAUUGGUCAUGAAAGAGUAAUCGAUAUCACGUUAACAAAUACACUGCGGACUGGUUCGUGGCUUCUACGUUCGGUUGAAUGUUUCGCCUUUGUAUAAAUGAUACAUAGAAAUUAAUUCAGCUUUGAUUUGAUGGAAACUGGAAUCGUAACAUGAGAUCAGUUUUGGUAGACAUAUCAGUGCCGUAACAGACCUCGAAAUAUUGGGGGGGGGGGGGGCACAAUACAGGAACAUUAAGCAAAUAUUUGGGGGCACAGCCACGCCCCUACUGGUCAUUUACUUAUAAUUUUUGAAAAUAUAUGGGGUGCAACAUAUUUUUGCCAAACGGGGUCACUUCCAUGUAAGGAAACUAAUGUGUUCCUUAUUUGGAAAAACUGCAUGAUUCUUGUCAUUUUUAAGGUUGUCGUUCCGCAGGUGCGUCGUAAACUUUAUACUUGUAAUCAGAAGAGAAAAACAGUGACUGUGACCAUCUUUGGUCAAUGGAGAAAGUAUCUGAAAACAAACUAAGAGUCCUCAAACGACAACGUUUUCUUCAUACGUGCCCCCAGUGCCCCACCCCCUGCUACGCCCCUGCAUAUAUAGGGUUAUAUAAUGUGAAUUCUCGCAUAAUUUUACUCAGAAAAAAAAUUGAAAUAAAACUUCUAUCGUCUCAA